CUUCGCAAUGUAUCUACGGAGCAACAUAAUGAGUGCCACCCGUGCUGGCCAUGGCCUACGCCGGCUCUCAUCGAACGCCCUGGUCUACUCGGAAGAGGUGCUCCACGCCAAGACUACCGGCAGCCCAAUCGUAGCCCUGGAAUCCACCAUCAUUACUCACGGCAUGCCCUACCCACAGAAUCUGGAAACAGCGGUGGCCGUAGAAACUAUUAUAAGAGAAAAGGGGGCUGUGCCAGCCACAGUGGCCAUUUUGAAAGGCCAGCUGACCGUCGGUCUGUCUCGAGAGCAGCUGGAAUAUCUGGCCCACGCGAAGGGCGUGGUGAAGGCCUCGCGCCGGGACCUGGCGCCCGUGACGGCGGCGGGCCUCGACGGUGCCACCACCGUCGCCGGCACCCUCGUCGCGGCAGACCUGGCCGAUAUACCUGUAUUUGUAACCGGUGGCAUUGGAGGCGUGCACCGCGAGGGCGAGAACACGCUGGACGUGUCGGCGGACCUGACGGAGCUGGGCCGCAGCCGCGCCGCGGUCGUCUGCAGCGGCGUCAAGUCCAUCCUCGACAUCGGGAAGACGCUCGAAUACCUGGAAACUCAAGGCGUGUGUGUAUGCGCGUUUGGAGAAUCAGACGAGUUUCCGGCAUUCUACACUCGGCGUUCGGGGCAUCGAGCACCGCACCGCACGCCCACGGCCGCGCACGCCGCGCGCCUGCUGGCCGCGGCGCGGGCGCUGUGUCUCGAGUCCGGUACCGUCAUCGCUGUACCUGUGCCGGAGGAACAUGCUAUGGAUGAAUCAGUUAUAAAUGAAGCAAUUACCCUCGCUUUACAAGAAGCCAAAAGAAAAGGCAUCCAUGGGAAGGAAGUGACUCCUUACAUUUUGGCUGCUGUCUCAGAAGCAACAGGGGGCAAGUCUCUCGAUACCAACAUGGCCCUCAUAAAGAACAACGCUAAAGUUGGCGCCGAUAUUGCCGUUGAGUUUAACAAACUCAUGAAUGUCGACAAUGUAUCGAACAAUUUGAACAUUGGAUUCUCAAGGCGUGUAGAUAAUUCGGCCGACUCUCGAUCGUUCCACACCUCGUGUAGGUCGCGCGGAAGCGCGCCGCUAUCGCCGAGCGAACCCGCUGCGUCCGAGCCUGUGCUCGCCAUCGGCGGGGCCAACGUAGACAGGACCUACAGAGUAGCAGAAGAUUACAUCAAGUUGGAUGGCAGUACGCACCCCUGCGCGAUGGCACAGUGCGGCGGAGGGGUCGCGCGCAACAUGGCAGAAGCGUUGUGGCGUCUGCGCGGCGGGCGGGCGCGGCUACUCACCGCCGUCGGCGACGAUGCCGACGGCCACUACCUUACCGGGAUCGCACCAGGACUGCUACUGGACGGAUGCGUGGUGCGAGGUGCCCGCACGCCGACAUACGCCGCCAUCAUGGACGCCCGAGGAGAGUGUCAACUUGGGCUUGGGGACAUGGCUCUCCAUAAUCACAUCUCUAUCGAACUCGUGAACAGGCACAUGGAUGUUUUGGAAAAGGCGCCAGUCGUAGUCCUAGACGGGAAUGCACCACAAGCCACCAUCAAGUACGUGAUUCAACAUUGCAGCAAAACAAACAAACCAGUGUUUUUUGAGCCGACGGAUCGAAGAAAAGCAACCAAGGUUCUGCACAGUGGGCUACGCAUUGCCUAUGCUUCACCAAAUUUAACCGAGCUACGUGCAAUGGCACGCUUCGUCAAGCCUUACAUGCUUCCUGAUCAUGUUAACGGCGUAGAUGAAAUUUUAUACUUGUCUAAAAUGUUAUCAAGUUUUAUUGAAUGCCUAAUUGUAACAUUAGGAGCCAAAGGUGUUAUCAUCGUACGAAACAAGGAUCUUCACGGAAAUGGGUACGACACGACGGCAAAGCUCUAUCCAGUUAACGUAAUGGAAAGUAUAGAGAAUGUUUCAGGAGCUGGAGAUUGUUUUGCUAGCGGCUUCCUUCAUGGAGUUCUUUCAAAUCUAAAUGAACCAUCUUGUGUUUCAAUUGGAUUUGAAGCUGCUAAGAAUGCUUUGCUUUCUUCUAACACUGUUCCAUCUAAUUUUAAGAUGUCAACAGACGUCAAAGAAUCAAGUUAUAAAACUCUACUAUAACUUAACACAUUCGCUG
Messenger RNA from Cydia amplana, 2117 nucleotides. RefSeq lists its product as uncharacterized. The record is from RefSeq and is a predicted model, not a curated record. Gene Ontology annotation, molecular function: kinase activity; pseudouridylate synthase activity. Bases 8 to 2101 code for a protein of 697 amino acids. The transcript has 10 exons. NCBI's taxonomy places the organism in Eukaryota, Metazoa, Arthropoda, Insecta, Lepidoptera, Tortricidae.